AUGGCUGGACUCCUCCUGAAGCCGGUCCAUGUAUGGCCCAUCUCACCUGUCAAGCACCUCCUCCAUUCCAUCAUUCCCAUCUCUGCCCCCAUCCUAGGCUACUUGCUUGCCUUCCUCGGCUCUCUUUGCCUGUCCUUCGGCCUCCAGCCAGCCCUCAAAACGCCCCUCCGCUUCAUUUACAAUUGCUUCAUCAAACCUUUUCUUCGGAGGUCGACUGGACAUCAGCAGAAAGAUCAUCUGGAAGCGUUCUACGCUGACCAGGCAGACCUGUAUGAUGCUACCAGGUCUCAUCUCUUGAAGGGACGGGAAACUAUGCUCCAGCUUUUGGCUGCCCAUCUGAUAGCUCAACCAUCUGUGCGAUUGCCUCAUAAUGCUCCUUACAAACCAAAAAUCUGGGUCGAUCUCGGAGGUGGGACAGGGUGGGACAUUGAAAAGAUGGACGAGUAUCUGCCCCUCACGUAUUUCGAUGCCAUCUACAUUGUUGACCUCUGCGAUCCUCUCCUCAAAGUCGCCGAAGUCAGGAUCAAAGCCAGAGGGUGGAAGAACGUACACGUCUUGUGUCAGGACGCGAGCAAGUUUGUCUUGCCAGAGUGGGAGAAGGGGCUUCUUGAUCCAAGGGGAAGCUUGACUGCUAUCACCAUGAGCUACUCGCUCUCCAUGAUUCCACCAUUCUACCAAAUCUUGGAUCGCUGUGACCAGGUCCUCGAUCCCCAGCGAGGCCUUAUGGGUGUGGUAGACUUUUAUACGUCGCGAGAAACUCCUUCGUAUCUCAAACCUGAGGGAUUCCACGCUCUGAAGGCCGGUAGGCGUACCGAUGCCUUCAAGCUGCAUACAGAUACCAUUCUCAACGUUCUACGUGGUCUACCCGACGAAUCGCUGACGAAGAUUAUCCUUAUGGACUCUGGGGAUUGGUUCUCCCCCAUCCCCGCGUCUACCCCGCUUCCUUCCGAAUCGUCCAUUGCUCCAGACACCCUCGGCGACUGGCCCGAAAAGUCGCUCGAACACCUGCAAUCAGAGCUGGAUUACGAAAUCUUGGAGAUGAAAAGGGCACUAAAAGUUGGAGGAAUGGCGGUAUGGAGAAGUGCACGGGUUCAAAUGUGA
Messenger RNA from Cryptococcus wingfieldii CBS 7118, 1101 nucleotides. RefSeq lists its product as hypothetical. The transcript has 6 exons. The coding region runs from base 1 to 1101 and encodes 366 amino acids. Lineage: Eukaryota; Fungi; Basidiomycota; Tremellomycetes; Tremellales; Cryptococcaceae. The record is from RefSeq and is a predicted model, not a curated record.